Molecule: messenger RNA, 903 nt
Organism: Cryptotermes secundus
Lineage: Eukaryota; Metazoa; Arthropoda; Insecta; Blattodea; Kalotermitidae
Product: loricrin-like
Exons: 3
Coding region: 1-903 (300 amino acids)
Source: RefSeq, a predicted model, not a curated record
AUGAGCGGUAGUAAUAUUGGUAGUAAUGGUGAUGGUAGUAGUGUUGGUGGCGGUGACAAUGUGGGUUGUGGUUGUAUUGAUGGUGGUAGUGCUUGUGGUAGUAGUUGCGGCGGUAGUAGCAUCAACAGCAUUGGUAAUAGUUGUGGUAGUAGUACGAGCAGCAGUGGUGGUAGUUGUAGUAAUGGUGGUGGUAGUAGUAUUAUUGGUAGUUGUUGUGGUAGUAGUGUUGGUAGCAGUGGCAAUGUGGAUUGUUGUACUGAUGGUGGUAGUGCUUGUGGUAGUAGUUGCGGCCGUACUAGCAUCAACAGCAUUGGUAAUAGUUGUGGCAGUAGUACGAGCAGCAGUGGUGGUAGUUGUAGUAAUGGUGGUGGUGGUAGUAUUAUUGGUAGUUGUUGUGGUAGUAGUGUUGGUAGCAGUGGCAAUGUGGAUUGUUGUACUGAUGGUGGUGGUGCUUGUGGUAGUACUUGCGGCGGUAGUAGCAUCAACAGCAUUGGUAAUAGUUGUGGUAGUAAUACGAGUAGCAGUGGUGGUAGUUGUAGUAUCGAUAUCGAUUGUAGUAGUGGUAGCAGUAGUAAUAGCAACAGUAUUGGUGAUAGUGGUUGUAGUAGUGCUGGUGGUAGUACUGGUAGUAUCACUGAUGUGUCAGUGUCAGUGUCAGUGUCAGUGUCAGUGUCAGUGUCAGUGUCAGUGUCAGUGUCAGUGUCAGUAUUACAUCCGUACAUACACCUUAGAUUAGGUUUUGACAAAGGCAGACAACAGGAAAAUUUGUACAGCACACCAAACACUGCAACACCAGCGACAUUUGAACGGCUUGUUUACGAAUCAGACCAGCAGCAAGACUGUCACAGAGGAUUGAUUGUCUGUCCCGGAAGACACGAGAACAAGGAGCCGCUGUCAGCAUGA